Molecule: messenger RNA, 1674 nt
Organism: Dinoponera quadriceps
Lineage: Eukaryota; Metazoa; Arthropoda; Insecta; Hymenoptera; Formicidae
Product: zinc finger protein 346-like
Exons: 6
Coding region: 803-1480 (225 amino acids)
Cellular component (GO): nucleus
Molecular function (GO): nucleic acid binding; zinc ion binding
Source: RefSeq, a predicted model, not a curated record
CGAGCUGCGGCCGAGCGCGGCGAGUGGGGGCCGUGUCUCCGUUGCGCGCUCGACGACGAAAGGAUUAAAACCCCGCCGUCCUUCCCGAUACGAACCUUUGCUUAGUGUAGUGGUCCGGGUCUAGGGUCGAAAAACGUCGCGCCUCAUCAGAGCGCGCGCCUCCCCCGGUCGUCGUGCGGCUUCACGGGCAAUCGCGAAACAUUUGUACGGCCAAAUUGUUUUUCUCCGACACAAAAUAUAAGAUGGCUGCUACUAUAUUUCGCGACGAGCCACCUAUAUGCGCGCACACACACACACACACGCGUGCCGCACCGACGUCGAGCGUGAUGCGCGAGCGAGCCUCCUAAUUGGUCGCGCUCCUUACGCCAGCCGCGUCGGGACGCGCCAAGCGCGUCAUUCGCAGCUGAUUGGACGCGAUCGUGACGUGCGAAUUUCGUAUCGCGCGUGAUGUAAGGUCCGUUCGCUUCCGCGACGCUUCGUCCUUCUCGUCCUCCCGAAGCCCAGGGAUACGCGUCCCUUCCUUCAAGCGCGCGGACUGAACGAACGGCUUGUUCCGACAGCGAAUCACUUUAUGAAAGUGAAUAACUUUAAAGGCGACAGGUAUCGACCAAUAGCGUGUCUGCGAAAAGAUGGCUCCCAAUUGGCCGAUCGCCGAGGCCAUUUCGCGUGCGUUCACGAACGGUGAGUGAUUUGAAAAGCACCAUAUUCAAGGAGCGCUCACGGGAAAAAAAAAAUUUGUGUUGCUCACAACAGCGACAUACACGUUACGGUUUGCAGCGGAUAAGAUUCAGCGUUUAGAGAAAUGGCUGUAUCGUCGGAGGAUGUCAUGAAUACCCAGGGUCUCAAUGAUCCUGUAACAAAGGCAGUGGUUGAUAAUAUAAUGGGCAAUUUGCCUACCAAGAAGCCUCUCGUACGUUGUGAAGACUGUGACCUUUCCUUCACAAGCCAAACAGUAUUAGAUACACAUUUACAAGGUGCACGUCAUGCCAAACAGUUAAGAUCGAAGAAUAUAAUGGCGUCACUCGAAGAGACAAAAAUCGGAUUUACAAAGGAUGAGGAUACAAAUGGGUUGAAAUGUAAUGUUUGUAAUGUAUGCCUGAAUUCUAUACAACAGUUGCAAACACAUCUCAAUGGAAGUCGUCAUAAAAAGAAAUUAAUGAGAGGUGAAUGGGAUGGCAAAGAGGUUGUCACCCAAGGCGCUUCAUUUCCAUCAUCAACCGGUAAUGAACAGCAGCCUGUGAAGGAUCCUGCGAAAGAGGUUUCUCUUAGCUGCGAUAUAUGUGUCAAAUUCUUCAAUUCCCCGAUUCAAUAUGAUAUGCAUAUGAAUUCGGUAAAGCAUGCUGAUAAGCUGAGGAAAUCUAAGAACAAGAAAAGAUUUUCCCCCUAUUGGAAAAAAACGAAACUGUAUACAACCACUAAAGGUGAAGUACAAUCAUUGUCAAACAGCUUUGUACCAGGCGGUUUUACGUACCAACCGUAGGGUAUAUAUUGAAUAACCCUUGCAAUUUGCUUGUAAUUCUACAUCAACAAAUUAUAUUCGUAAUUCGAUUAUUGAAUGAUCAUUGUACAUUUAUUAUAUGUGAACGUAAAUAUUAUUUAAAUUUCUAAAACAAAAAUUCAAGCUGCAAGUCUCCGUAUAAAAACACGUAUCAUUUUACUCAUAUUUUACAACAU